UCCGGGCGGGGCGGGCGAAGCGGCGGCGGUGUUGGGGAGGACGCGGAGGAGGCGAUCGCGAUCCCUGUCCCGCCCCCCCCCGCGCGGCGGCAGGUGGGAGGCUCCGCGUUGGCAAGCUUUUUUCUUCCUGCCUUUCCGCGGCGAACGUUGGGAGGCAAAAAGAGCCGAAGAGGCCGGGAGGGAGAAGGGGGCGGGGAGACGGCGAGGGAGCGGCGGGUGUCGGUGCGGGAAGGCGGGGACGCGGUUCCCCCGGCCCGACCUCGGACCAUGUACCAGGACUACCCCGGGAACUUCGACACCUCCUCCAGAGGCAGCAGCGGCUCCCCGGGACAUCCCGAGAACUACUCCAGCGGCGCAGCCCAGCAGAAAUUUCGAGUAGAUAUGCCAGGAUCAGGCAGUGCUUUUAUCCCUACAAUCAACGCCAUCACAACCAGCCAAGACCUGCAGUGGAUGGUCCAGCCCACUGUCAUCACCUCCAUGUCAAGCCCUUACUCUCGCUCGCACCCAUACAGCCAUCCACUGCCGCCACUGUCUUCGGUAGCCGGACACACAGCCCUCCAGCGACCCGGUGUGAUCAAAACUAUCGGGACCACAGUGGGCCGGAGACGAAGAGAUGAGCAGCUGUCGCCUGAGGAAGAAGAGAAGCGAAGGAUCCGGAGAGAGAGGAACAAGCUGGCAGCUGCUAAGUGUCGUAACAGGCGUCGGGAGCUAACAGAGAAACUCCAGGCGGAAACUGAAGUGUUGGAGGAGGAGAAGUCAGUGCUGCAAAAGGAGAUUGCUGAGCUCCAGAAGGAGAAGGAGAAGCUGGAGUUUAUGCUGGUGGCUCACAGCCCUGUGUGCAAAAUCAGCCCUGAGGAGCGUCGGAGCCCACCAUCCAGCAGCCUCCAGAGUGUUAGGACUGGAGCAAGUGGAGCGGUGGUUGUGAAACAGGAGCCUGUGGAGGAAGAGAUCCCAUCUUCUUCUUUGGUCCUUGACAAAGCCCAGAGGUCUGUCAUUAAGCCCAUCAGCAUUGCUGGAGGCUUUUAUGGGGAGGAGGCACUCAACACUCCCAUUGUGGUGACCUCAACACCAGCCAUCACUCCUGGGUCCUCCAACUUGGUGUUCACCUACCCUAAUGUGUUGGAUCAGGAGUCUCCUCUCUCUCCAUCUGAGUCCUGCUCCAAAGCUCACCGGAGGAGCAGCAGCAGCGGUGACCAGUCCUCAGAUUCCUUGAACUCUCCCACCUUGCUGGCAUUGUAAUUCCCCUGUGGCCCCCCAUUUUGCCAGUGUGUUGCAUCCCCUACCAGAACCAUGGGGGAGCCCCCCUCCAUGGGAUUAGAGACAGGCACAGGAUCGUUCAAGCACAAGGGCAGCAAGAACAAGGAUGGGGAAGUGCUGCAGCUCCAGGAAGGAGAGCGAGGACCAACACCAGCUCCCUGGAGGCAGGAAACGGCAAGGGUGGGACUGAUGUGCCAAGACUGUUUGGAAAGGGUGAUGUUGCCUCUGUAGGGACUGCCUAUGGAAACCUCUUCAUGGCUGUAGUGGACUUGGGGAGCGCUCUUGGCCUUAAGUAAAGACAAGAUGCCGACAGUUGCUAGUCGUCCCUUUCCUUUGUGAAUUGAUCUGAUCAAUUGUGCUCUGUGCUUAGAUCAUUCUGGUUGAUCUUACAGCUUCUCUCAUUCCCUUUCUCUCUCUGUGCUUAUCAUUUCCAAUGUUGUCAAUCCCAUGACAUUUCAUCCAGUUGGUCUGAACUCUACAGGCUUGUUAGGAUCUUUCCUCUUGGGACAGGCUGUGGGAAACGUGUAGGGCUGCCAAGGCAGGAGUGGGAGAUGGCUAGGAGGUCCAAGAAAGGGGUGACCAAAAGGAGCUUGAGGGCUUCAUAACUCUGUCCUGGGGCACUGAGGCAGCAGGAGAGUCACAUGGAAGUCUUUUUAAAAAUGUAGAUUUAUUUAUCCUCUUAGGCUCCUCCAAAACCAAGUUAGCAUCUCAGGGCCAAAGCAGAAUCAGAAAAGCUGCUGGAGUGGCACUUACCAGUGUCUGGCAGGGUUUUACCACAGUUUGGUGGAUAUCUAAUCUGCUGCAUGUUGUUUACUUUUCCUGGGCUGCCUGCUGUAGCAGGAGUAUUGCAUCUUUCUCCCCAUCAGGGCUUCUGACUCAGAGGCUGAUCUCUUCCUGUCAGUAAAUCCUCCCCUCCUCUUGGCUGUAUUUGCAGAACAUGCUACCAAAAAAGAGGUGGCACCAUGUUCCUAUAGAUCUAGGAUGGAGAGUGGCAGUGGUUAAGAGGGUGAAACUAGUAGGCUGCACGCUUCCUGGCUUUUUGAUUGCUGGGAAACAAGCAUCAUACAUCCACCACUUGAUACUAGUGGGUGUUGUUUGGUCAGAGAUUCUCAGUUUCCAAGGUUGAGGGGAAGGCAGUGGUCCAACCUCCAGCACAGCACAAGCCACAGGGUGCUCCUGACUAGUCAGGAAUGGCAUGGCUGAAGUGAUGACCUUUCUGCAGUAGAACAGAGCUUCUGAUAACCUCUGGUUAUGAAUGACAAAUUGUGUCAGCAAAGAAAAUUGACUUCCAUUAUUUGCACCUCAGUCUUUGGCUUUUAUUUUUUGUUCUGUUGUUUUAUGGUGGGUUUGUUUGGUUUGGUUUUGUUUGGUUUGGUUUUUUGGUGUGGUGUUGGUGGUGGGGUUUUUUUGCAUUGUAAUUGAUUUAGUUUUUAUGGGGUUCAUUGGCCUGAAAACAAAAAAGAAAUCAGAGUGCUCUUCUCCUAGCCCUGGGUCUUCUCCAGCCUAUGGGUUUGGCUGCUGCUACUAAGUGCUCCAAGAGGGCACAAACUCUCCAGUGCUGAUGUUGUCUACUGAAAGCAGUGAUGUCUGUAACCUAGUCCCACUUGGACCCGAGCUCAAUUCCUGUUAAUAUCAACACAGCUUGCCAGCUAAGCAACUUAGGAGACAGUUCUUUGGUUCUUCCUGUUGAAGUUGUGAUGGCAGCUAUUUAUCUUGGUGUGAGAUUUUCUUUUUUUGCUUCUACUCAACUGAAACCAGGGUGUUUCUUGGUCAGGCUGGACCUGGAGAAAUGUGAUAUGACAUAAGACUAAUCCUGUGAGAUGAUACACUGCUGGAGUCCCCACUAACUCCACUGGAUGUUUACUCAGCAGGGCUGGCUUCCCUGAAACCCUGGCUACUGCCCAUUCCUUGAAUCAUUUCAAAGGGACAUUACUUUAGUUCUAAAGGUAGUCUUUGCUUUUUUUGUUAUUACUAUUAUUUUUAAACCUAGUUAUUUGGCAAACCUGCCAGAAAGAGAAAGGAUUGAUCUUUGUGUUUCAUAAAGCUGAUUAAUAGUCAAGCUUUUUCUUUCUUGCUUAAACAUUUCCAUCACUGCCUCAGUACCAGAGGUUUCAAAUUGAGCUUACACAAGAAGUAACGUUGAUAAAGGAGUUCUUGUCCUUACAUGAAGACCAAACCUUCCUUUCUAAUCAAGCAGAUUUUAAACUUCUGUAGUUAGCACGGGGGGGAUCCUAUUUCCGUAGGGUUUUAUGUAGAUGCUACCACUUUAGGUGAAACUGCUGCUUCUCUGUCUCCAUUUUACCAGAUGCUUGUUUGAACCAAAGUGGAUUGAGAAUCUAAACCUUUCCAAUAAAGUGUCCCUGCAUGUAAUUUCUGCCCAUUUCUGAGCAGAAUGCAGCAUUGACAAGUGAUGAAUUCUAAGGUGAUGCAGCUACCAGAUGAUCAGGAUGAUUGCGUCUCAGGAGAUCAGAAGCACUCCUCCUAUGGUUUUCAGGAAGUCAGGUUCCUCAUCAAGCCUGAGUAAGUCUAACUCUUGAUGAAACAACAAAAACAUACCUUUGCUCUUGCUAACUGGAAUCGCUGCCAAAAAGAGCUGUAGCUGGUCAUUGCCCACUGCCUUGUUAUUGACCUUCUCAAAGACACGAGAGGACAGUCCCCUUUCCUGUUCUGUGAUACUGGUGGGAGCCUUGUGAAGCUGCCUAAACAAGAGGAUUAUUUUUCUACUAUCUGGAAAAAGCCCUAGGCACCUUGUGCCUGCUUGUUUCAUCCCUCAGAUCUCUCAGAGGAUGUCUGUGUUGGCAUCACUGGUGUCUUGCCUUCUGUAUUUUGUAGAUGAGUCUUACUUUACUUGCUGGCAGACAGGUACAACUUGAUCUCUGUCAUUGCUUUGGUUUGGCCCAGGUUUACUGAAGUGCAUUUUGG
Molecule: messenger RNA, 4179 nt
Organism: Dryobates pubescens (Downy woodpecker)
Lineage: Eukaryota; Metazoa; Chordata; Aves; Piciformes; Picidae
Gene: FOSL2
Product: FOS like 2, AP-1 transcription factor subunit
Exons: 5
Coding region: 268-1239 (323 amino acids)
Biological process (GO): regulation of transcription by RNA polymerase II
Cellular component (GO): nucleus
Molecular function (GO): DNA-binding transcription factor activity, RNA polymerase II-specific; RNA polymerase II cis-regulatory region sequence-specific DNA binding
Source: RefSeq, a predicted model, not a curated record